AUGGCGUCAAUGACAGACCAGCAGGCGGAAGCCCGCGCCUUCCUCAGCGAGGAGAUGAUCGCUGAGUUCAAGGCUGCCUUCGACAUGUUUGACGCGGACGGUGGCGGGGACAUCAGCACCAAGGAGCUGGGCACGGUCAUGAGGAUGCUGGGCCAGAACCCCACCAAGGAGGAGCUGGACGCCAUCAUUGAGGAGGUGGACGAGGACGGCAGCGGCACCAUCGACUUCGAGGAGUUCCUGGUGAUGAUGGUGCGCCAGAUGAAAGAGGAUGCCAAGGGCAAGUCCGAGGAGGAGCUGGCCAACUGCUUCCGCAUCUUCGACAAGAACGCGGACGGGUUCAUCGACAUCGAGGAGCUGGGCGAGAUCCUCAGGGCCACCGGCGAGCACGUCACCGAGGAGGACAUAGAAGACCUCAUGAAGGACUCAGACAAGAACAACGACGGCCGCAUCGACUUUGAUGAGUUCCUCAAGAUGAUGGAGGGCGUGCAGUAA
Molecule: messenger RNA, 492 nt
Organism: Cygnus atratus (black swan)
Lineage: Eukaryota; Metazoa; Chordata; Aves; Anseriformes; Anatidae
Gene: TNNC2
Product: troponin C2, fast skeletal type
Exons: 6
Coding region: 1-492 (163 amino acids)
Cellular component (GO): myosin II complex
Molecular function (GO): calcium ion binding
Source: RefSeq, a predicted model, not a curated record